AAAUGGAGCACGAGCAACCACUAGUGAGUGAGUGAUAGCGAAAGCAACCUGCAAGCAUCACAUUCACAAGCAUGGCCCAAUCGAUGAACAGCCACAACCGUUUCGGAAGCCCAUUUUAAGAUACAGAAGAAACACCAACCAAGAUUAUAUCUUUCCAAAGAUUUCUUCGUGCAGUGGGUUGGGCUGAAAUGCAGACACUAGGCUCCUCUUCCUCUGUGUCUUUGUCAGCUGCAAAGCCCGUCUGGUUGUCGGCUUCGGCUCCACCGGUGGUUCGCGUCUAUUCUCUCUAUACUGCAAAGCCUUCUUCCCUCAAUAGCGAUUCCAAUUCCAUGGCUACGGCCUCGCCCAAGUGGGCACAGAAGACUAUUACCCUACCUCCACAGCGCCGAGGCUGCCAUCUUAUUACUCCCAAGAUUUUGAAUGAAAUUGGUCCAGACUUAUCAGAAUUCAAGUGCGGCCUCGCUCAUCUCUUCUUACACCACACAAGCGCCUCUCUUACUAUCAACGAGAAUUAUGACUCUGAUGUUCGUGAUGACACCGAGACUUUCCUCAAUAAGAUAGUUCCAGAGGGGAGAUCUGCUCCUUGGAAGCAUACACUGGAAGGCCCAGAUGACAUGCCAGCACACAUCAAGUCAUCAAUGUUUGGAUGUGAACUCACGAUACCAAUCACAAAUGGAAAGCUUAAUAUGGGCACUUGGCAGGGGAUAUGGCUGUGUGAACAUCGUGAUCACCCUACUGCACGCAGAGUUGUGGUUACCCUUAACGGAAUAUAAGUACAUGAUAUUCAGAGACAUUCCGUGUCUUUUCUUCAGAGAUAUACGGUUAUAAGUAGGCGGUUUGUUUCAUGAAAAUAUAUUGUCUGUAAUCUCUGCAACUCUGUUUACUUAUUCAUGGAUUUGUACUCUGGCGAGUGGCUUGUUAGAACUAGAAUUGCUGAAUAACGUGGAGACCAUGGCAUGAAAUUACCAUCAACUGAUGGAUUGAAUGAUGUGCAUGCCUCAAAAGAUUUUUUUUAUUUUUUUCUCUUUAAGCAAAAGUUAAGCAAUUUGUUACCA
Molecule: messenger RNA, 1055 nt
Organism: Jatropha curcas
Lineage: Eukaryota; Viridiplantae; Streptophyta; Magnoliopsida; Malpighiales; Euphorbiaceae
Product: secondary thiamine-phosphate synthase enzyme
Source: RefSeq, a predicted model, not a curated record